Messenger RNA from Nicotiana attenuata, 908 nucleotides. Its product is annotated as protein PLANT CADMIUM RESISTANCE 8-like. The transcript has 4 exons. The record is from RefSeq and is a predicted model, not a curated record. Bases 98 to 661 code for a protein of 187 amino acids. Lineage: Eukaryota; Viridiplantae; Streptophyta; Magnoliopsida; Solanales; Solanaceae.
UUCCCCUAUAUUAUAUGAAAGAAAGAGCUCAUUUGAUAUUUGAGCAGAAAAUUUUCUUCACCCUACUUGAGGUAUAGGUGUAAAAGUUUUGAAUACAAUGGGAAGAGUUGAAGAAAAUAAUGAAAUAGAAACUCCUGAACCAGUUGCCUCACAGCCUCCUCCACAGUACCAAGGAGUAAAGGAUGUACAGCCGCCAUCGCCAUCGCCAUCGCCAUCGCCAUCGCCAUCACCAUUACCAAUUGGAGCUCCCUGGAGCACUGGCUUAUUUGAUUGUCAUUUGGACCAAACUAAUGCUGUUAUGACAGCAUUCUUACCUUGUGUAACAUUCGGACAGAUAGCAGAAGUCCUCGAUGCAGGAGAAAUGACAUGUCCUUUGGGGACUUUCCUAUACUUGCUGAUGAUGCCUGCUGUUUGCUCUCAGUGGAUAAUGGGCUCCAAGUAUAGAACUAAGCUGAGACAGAAAUAUAAUCUUGUGGAAGCUCCUUAUUCAGAUAUAGUUUCCCACAUUUUCUGUCCAUGUUGCUCUCUUUGUCAAGAGUUCAGAGAGCUUCAACACAGGGGACUUGAUCCUGCUCUAGGAUGGAAUGGUAUUGUUGCUCAGCAGCAUUAUGGGAACCAACAAGUGAAUCAAGCUCCCCAAGUACAAUCCAUGUCUAAGUAAAAUUCAAGAUUCUGAUUCUUUAUUUGUUUGAGUUGAGGUUGUAAUAUGUUACAUGUGUUUUGCUACAACCACAUUCUGUUCAUGUGUAGUCUUAUUAUUUAUUCUACCAUCUUGUUGGUAGUGUUGAUUGUUGUACUAUAUUUCUAAAACUCCAUUUUUGUUAGAUUAUUGUUUUACUGGAAGCAAUACCUUCUGGUCUAUGUGCUACAAACAAGACAAAUCAAUCUUUGGUAUGCUGUGGAGAAUU